UGCCGCAGGUGUAGAGUCCGAGAGCCCGUUGUGGACAGUGCUGAGGCUGUACGCCAAACGCGAGGGACCCUGCCGCGAGUCGACCCCGCCCAAGCAUCUGGAAGGAGCAGAAACUCGCGAGGAGACGGUUCUGGUACUGGGAACGGAAAGAAGCUCAGGUCCGCCCGGGUCAGAUUGCCAGAUCCUGUGUAUCCAGCUGUAUGGCCAGUGACAUGCCUCAAACCCGAUCCCAGGCACAGACUAUGAUCCGUUUUCCGAAAAAGAAGUUACCUCGAACACUGGACAAAACUCAGAACUCUAGGAACGCUCAGCUGGUGCCAACAAAUGUGCAGACUACACCCUGCUCUGCAAAGAUUCUGCCGCUCAGCCCCAGAAAGCGCCUGGGCGAGGACAACCUCUGCAACACCCCCCACCUCAAUCCCUGUUCCCCACCAAAGCAAGGCAGGAAAGAGAACGGCCCACCUCGCUCACGUACCCCGAAGGGACGCCGAUUGGUAUUUGACGAUCAGCUGACAGUUAAGUCGCCCAGCAGAAGCCAUCGAGCGAGGGGUCACCAGAACAAACCAGUGUCCCCCACUGUUGCCGUCAGGAAAGGCGAGGAGAGCCCAGCCGGGGGCCAGCAGACACAGACACGGCCGCUGGAAAAGGCGCCGGCACGGCUGAGGCUAUUCAAGCAGGAAGGUACUUGCUACCAGCAGGCCAAGCUGGUCCUGAACACAGCUGUCCCUGACCGGCUGCCAGCCAGGGAAGCUGAGAUGGAAGUCAUCCGGGGUUUCCUGAGAGAGCACAUCUGCAGGAAGCAGGCUGGCAGUCUGUACCUCUCUGGGGCACCCGGGACAGGGAAAACAGCCUGCUUGAGCCGGGUUCUACAGGACUUCAAGAAGGAAGGGAAAGGCUUUAAAACUAUCCUGCUGAACUGCAUGGCCCUGCGGAGCGCCCAGGCGGUCUUCCCAGCUAUUGCUCUGGAGAUUUGUCCGGAAGAAGCAUCCAGGACAGCUGGGAAGGACAUGAUGAGGAAAUUAGAGAAGCAGAUGACUGUGGAGAAGGGGCCCAUGAUUGUGCUAGUGCUGGAUGAGAUGGACCAACUGGACAGCAGGGGCCAGGAUGUGCUGUACACGCUGUUCGAGUGGCCAUGGCUCAAAAAUUCCCGUUUGGUGCUGAUUGGAGUUGCCAACACCCUGGACCUCACAGAGAGGACCCUGCCCAGGCUGCAUGCUCGAGAGGGCUGUCAGCCACGGCUGCUGCACUUCCCGCCGUAUACCAGGGCUCAGAUAGCCACAAUCCUGCAGGACCGGCUGCAGCAGGUGGCUGGAGACUUGGUCCUCGACAGCGCUGCCAUUCAGUUCUGCGCCCGCAAGGUCUCCGCUGUGUCCGGUGACGUCCGCAAAGCACUGGACGUGUGCAGGAGAGCAAUUGAAAUUGUAGAGUCCGAUGUCAAAAGCCAGACUCUCCUCAAGCCAUUAUCAGAAUGUCCCUCAACCUCGGAGGCCGUGGUCCCCAAGUGUGUGGGUCUUGCUCAUGUUGCCCGGGUUAUUUCCGAAGUGGAUGGUGACAGGAUGGCCCCAGGCACAGACGGAGCCCAGGACUCCUUCCCUCUGCAGCAGAAGAUCUUGGUCUGCUCCCUGCUGCUCUUGACCAGGCAGCUGAAGGUCAGAGAGGUCACACUGGGGAAGCUCUGCGAAGCCUACAGCAGUGUCUGUCGCAGACAGCAGGUGGCAGCUGUGGACCAGUCAGAGUGUUUGUCGCUUGCCGGGCUCUUGGAGUCCAGGGGCAUUGUAGGAUUAAAGAAAAACAAGGAGACCCGCUUCACAAAGGUGUCUUUGAAAAUCGAAGAGAAGGAAAUAGAGCAUGCCCUGAAAGACCGAGCGCUAGUUGGGAAUAUCUUAGCCACUGGGCUGCCUUGAUGCCGCCUCUGUCCUGCCUGGAAGUGUCCGCUCCCUCUCUAGCUCCGAGGCUUCCUUGUAAUGCUUCACACUCGGAUCUGAAGACCAGUGCCGCCUUUUUACUGGAAUUUUAGUCAUGAGUAUUAGUGCAGAGCAAUCGCUUUGGGUCCUCUUUAUUUUUUACCAUAAACGUGUAAUAGAUCCUUUUAAAACUACAUGCGCUACCUCUCCCGCUUGCCUGUCUCUGACCAGUAUUUCUGCAAGCAGACCGAUUCGUGUGCCGUGGGGGACCCACUGCUAGGUUCCCUCGGACGUCACAUCACUCGCUAAGGACUUGGGGUCAGAAGGAGCAGACAGAUCCAAAGAAAUAAGCUGUGUCCCUGGGGUCAGGGAAUUCCUUUUCUCGAUGUGACCCUUGCCGGAGACCAUGCUGUGACACUUUUUUUUUUUUUGGUCUUUUUUCUUUUUUAUCGGUACCACGGAUCGAACUCACGACUGCCUGCUUGCAAAGCAGGCACUUAUGCCGCCGAGCUAAAUCCCCAGCCCCGAUGCUGUGACACUCUUAAGGACAUGUUGAAUUUUGGAGAUAAGGGGACUGUAACUAUGGAUUGUGAAUAUAUUUAUUUUCCAAUGGCAUCCUUCGUCUAUGUGACCAUGUCUUUGAGAGCUCAGUGAUCUCGUGAGCCUGGAUCCCUGUGGUGGUGUCGGAGUAGCCCUGCUCAGCUGGGGAGUCUGAGCGUGUGUUUCUCCAGUCUUAUUAAAUAAACAUCCAUGUGUACA
Cavia porcellus (domestic guinea pig) is the source of this 2663-nucleotide messenger RNA. RefSeq names its product cell division cycle 6 (gene Cdc6). Gene Ontology annotation, cellular component: nucleus. The record is from RefSeq and is a predicted model, not a curated record. Gene Ontology annotation, biological process: mitotic DNA replication checkpoint signaling; DNA replication initiation; cell division. The transcript is spliced from 12 exons. The coding region runs from base 201 to 1904 and encodes 567 amino acids. Lineage: Eukaryota; Metazoa; Chordata; Mammalia; Rodentia; Caviidae. Gene Ontology annotation, molecular function: DNA replication origin binding; ATP hydrolysis activity.